This is a messenger RNA of Mus musculus (house mouse), 3150 nucleotides long. RefSeq names its product TRAF type zinc finger domain containing 1 (gene Trafd1). Bases 777 to 2516 code for a protein of 579 amino acids. The record is from RefSeq and is a predicted model, not a curated record. The transcript has 12 exons. Lineage: Eukaryota; Metazoa; Chordata; Mammalia; Rodentia; Muridae. Gene Ontology annotation, molecular function: zinc ion binding.
CAGUUCCCUAAAAUAUUGAGGGAAAUAAAAGCAUGUGGCAAUUAGCUGGAUGCGGUAGCCUCAGCCUGCAAAAACAGCACUGGCGGGGAUGGAGGCAGGAGGAUAUUGAUUGAGUUUAAGGUGAUCCUUACUACAUAGGCAGUUGAGGACAAAAUGUUGGGAUUAAAAGCAUGGGCCUCUGUGCUCUGCUUUUGUUAAGAUGAUGACGAUGAUGACGACGACGAUGAUGAUGAGAUGAUGGUGAUGAGAUGAUUAAUCUCUUGAUACCCUGACUUACAGCUGGACUUACAGGGGGUUCUGAAACACCUGUUGUGGGUGCUGAACACCAAACUCUCCAAGAGUAGCAAGCGUUCUUAGCCGUGGAGACGUGUCUCUCCAGUCCCACAGCUGUAUGUUGUUUGCAGUUUACACGCCAGCUUAGAUUUAGAAUCCCGCCCCCCCCCCCCGCCCCUUUGUAUCCAUGAGGUAGGAGGUGCAGGAAGAAGCCACCAGGUCCGGCAAGGAGACCCUGGCUGGCACAUCGGAAUCUCUGACACCUCGAAGAGGUGUGGCAGGAGGAAGCGUUCAUGACAAGGAUGACAAGGAUGACAAGGUGUGGGUAUUAAUGGCCCAUGACAGAGCGCAAACGCCACCCACCGUCAUCGUAGGCUCAUCUGCACGUUUGCCCUGCAUCAUCCUAGCAAUCAAUGUAGAUGCCACCGCUUCCAGAGGUGUGUGUGUGGGGAGCGGAGAAAUGACCCUCGGAACCUGCCCCCUGAGCUGUGAGCCAAUGGAGGAUGAGGAGGCGGACCCGAGGAAACGGCAGCGCUGUGGUCCAAUGGACUUCCAUCAGGGCCCCACGGCUGGCCAAUGGGCGUGGCCCUCGGCGACGGUGGGAAGCGGCUGGGCAGCUGGGCGGUUGUUGGCUCCGGGCGGCGGAGGCGGCGGUGGCGGUGCUGUUCCCGCUGGGCUCGGAGUUUUCAGGAAGAGCUGAGAUGGCCGAGUUUCGAGAUGACCAGGCUUCUAGGCUGUGUGACAACUGCAAGAAGGAAAUUCCUGUAUUUAAUUUUACCAUCCAUGAAAUCCACUGUCAAAGGAACAUUGGUGUGUGCCCUGUCUGCAAGGAACCGUUCCCCAAAUCUGACAUGGACAUUCACAUGGCUGCAGAGCACUGUCAGGUGACCUGUAAAUGCAACAAGAAGUUGGAGAAGAGGCAGUUAAAGCAGCAUGCGGAGACAGAGUGUCCCCUGCGGCUCGCCGUCUGCCAGCACUGUGAUCUGGAGCUUUCUGUUGUCAAGUUGAAGGAGCAUGAGGAUUACUGUGGAGCCCGGACAGAGCUGUGUGGCAGCUGUGGGCGCAACGUGCUUGUGAAGGAGCUGAAGACUCACCCCGAAGUCUGUGGGAGAGUGGAGGAGGAAAAGAGAACGGAGGCUGCCAUCCCUCCGGAGGCUUACGACGAGCCCUGGAGUCAGGACAGAAUCUGGAUCGCAUCCCAGCUCCUCAGACAAAUCGAGGCUCUGGACCCGCCCAUGAGGCUCCCUGGAAGGCCCCUGCAAGCCUUUGAGGCAGACCCCUUCUACAGUAGGACUACCAGCCAGAGGAGCAUGGCAGCCCAGUUUCCAGUUCAAAAUAAUCUUUUUGAAGAACAAGAAAGGCAGGAAAGGAACAGAAGCCGGCAGUCCCCAAAGGACAGCGCUGAGAAUAACGCACACUUGGACUUCAUGUUGGCCUUGAGUCUGCAGAAUGAGGGACAGGCCACCAGCAUGGUAGAGCAGGGCUUCUGGGAGUCUGUGCCUGAGGCUGAUCCGGCUCGUGCUGGGCCCACAUCUCUAGGUGACAUAAAGGGUGCUGCUGACGAGAUUCUGCUGCCGUGUGAGUUCUGUGAGGAGCUGUACCCAGAGGAACUGCUCAUUGACCAUCAGACAAGCUGCAACCCUUCUCAUGCCUUACGUUCACUCAAUACGGGCAGCUCUUCCAUCAGGGGUGUGGAAGAUCCUGGUACCAUCUUCCAGAACUUUCUACAACAAGCAACAAGUAACCAGUUUGACACUUUAAUGGGCCUGAGCAGUUCAGCUGCUGUGGAAGACAGCAUCAUCAUCCCCUGUGAGUUCUGUGGGGUGCAGCUGGAAGAGGAGGUGCUGUUCUACCAUCAGGACCAGUGUGACCAACGCCCAGCCACAGCAAACCACCGUGCAGUGGAGGGCAUCCCAGCCCAGGAUUCGCAGCCAGAAAACACUUCAGCAGAGCUGUCCAGGAGGCGGGUCAAACACCAGGGAGACCUGUCAUCUGGUUACAUGGAUGAUGUCAAGCCGGAAUCAGUGAAAGGCCCCACCUACUCGAUGUCUCCUAACAGGACCAUGAACAAUGUGGCUUCCUGCAACCGACUGUUGAACUUACCGUCAGGGCCCAGUGGGAGGAGUGAAGGUGGUCGGAGCUCUCGGGUCAGCCCUGCAGCUGCUGGCUACCACAGCAGAGCAGCAAAGGCCAAGCCUCCAAAGCAGCAGGGAGCAGGCGAUGCGGAGGAGGAAGAGGAGUGAUGGUGACUCUGGGGGCUCUUGCAGCCCCCACCCCACCCCACCCCAUGCAUAACAGAACAUGCUGGUGCAAUGUCCAGCUGCCUCUCGGGCUUACUGGGCAGGAGAGACACCAGAUUGUAAUUUUUCCUAGGUUAUGGCCAUUUUGUGUCUUUGCGAUUGUGCUGUGUGUGUUUGGGUUUGAGGGAGGGCUAGCUGGGAGGCCCGAGCUGCCAUUGUUGAGCAGCCUUGAAAUCAGCGCUGAGUGUCUGUGGCCCUCCUGGCCCAUAAGGGCUCCAUCCUUAGUGAUGUCAUCACCACUGCUUCUUGGUGCUUUGUGGUCCUGAUGGACAGAGACAAGGGUUCUGGGAUCUCAGAGUGAGAAGCAUCCUCCUGGUGGGGACCUAAGCUUGAGUGUGCAGCGUGUUACACAGGCACAUGUCUGGCAGGGACACGGACUGGAGGCCACCUUCGUCCUUGCGGGUCACUCACCCACCUCUCUCUGUUCUUGAUGAGGAAUGUACUGCUUUGUUCAUGCUGCCCCUACCAGGGCCACUCCUACUCAUGAGGACGGAGGCGCCAGCCCCUCCCCUUUUUAUUUUACUGUUCUAAUUGUCUAUUUCCUUGUAAUAGAAAUAAAGUUUGUAUUUAGAGCUCA